AUGCAAUGCGGAAGGCUGCGACGGUACCGGGGCAGCGGAGAAGGACGGAGAGGCGGGAGGCGCUGCGGCUGAGGCGUUUAGCAGCUGGUGGCCUGAACGAGGUAGACCAUGACUGUGGCUUCAGUGGCGUCACUCGCUGGGCCGCUCUUCCUGAGGUUUUCCUAAACCGUCCACUGGCGGAACCGCUCCCAGUUUUUGUCCAGAAGUGCUUGUAGAAAAGAUGGCUGAUGUUAACCUCAAAGAAAUAACCUUAAUAGUAGGUGUGGUUACUGCCUGUUAUUGGAACAGCCUUUUUUGUGGUUUUGUUUUUGAUGAUGUUUCAGCAAUACUGGAUAACAAAGACCUGCAUCCAUCCACACCUUUAAAAACUUUAUUUCAAAAUGACUUCUGGGGAACCCCCAUGUCUGAGGAGAGAAGCCACAAGUCUUACCGUCCCUUAACAGUAUUGACAUUUCGCUUAAAUUAUUUGUUAAGUGAACUAAAACCAAUGUCAUAUCAUCUCCUGAAUAUGGUUUUUCAUGCUGUGGUUAGUGUGAUAUUUCUCAAAGUGUGCAAACUUUUUCUGGACAACAAGAGUAGUGUGAUUGCUUCUUUACUUUUUGCAGUGCACCCAGUACACACAGAAGCAGUAACAGGAGUUGUAGGAAGAGCAGAACUUUUGUCAUCUAUCUUUUUUCUAGCAGCUUUUUUGUCAUAUACCAGAUCAAAAGGACCAGACAAUUCCAUAGUAUGGACUCCAGUUGCAUUGACAGUGUUUUUAGUGGCUGUUGCAACAUUGUGUAAAGAACAGGGAAUAACAGUUGUGGGAAUUUGCUGUGUGUAUGAAGUGUUUAUUGCCCAGGGGUAUACUUUGCCAUUAUUAUGUACUACAGCUGGACAGUUUCUCCGUGGAAAGGGUAGCAUUCCAUUUUCUAUGCUGCAGACACUAGUAAAACUCAUUGUCUUGAUGUUCAGUACAUUAUUACUUGUUGUGAUUAGAGUCCAGGUUAUUCAAUCCCAACUUCCAGUAUUCACCAGGUUUGAUAACCCAGCUGCUGUAAGCCCAACUCCUACAAGGCAGCUAACUUUUAACUACCUCCUUCCUGUGAAUGCUUGGCUUUUAUUAAAUCCUUCAGAGCUCUGCUGUGAUUGGACCAUGGGUACAAUACCACUUAUAGAGUCAUUACUAGAUAUUCGAAAUUUGGCUACAUUUACUUUUUUUUGUGUUCUUGGGGCUUUGGGAGUAUUCAGUCUCAGAUACUCCGGUGAUUCCUCCAAGACUGUUUUAAUGGCACUUUGUUUAAUGGCAUUACCAUUUAUUCCUGCAUCGAACCUUUUUUUUCCAGUUGGAUUUGUUGUUGCUGAGCGAGUAUUGUAUGUUCCCAGCAUGGGGUUCUGUAUUUUGGUAGCCCAUGGAUGGCAGAAAAUAUCAACAAAAAGUGUAUGUAAAAAGCUAUCCUGGAUUUGUCUGUCUAUGGUGAUACUCACUCAUUCCUUAAAAACAUUCCACAGAAAUUGGGAUUGGGAGUCUGAAUAUACAUUGUUUAUGUCAGCCUUGAAGGUAAAUAAAAAUAAUGCCAAACUAUGGAAUAAUGUGGGUCAUGCUCUGGAAAAUGAAAAGAACUUUGAGAGAGCUUUGAAAUACUUCGUACAGGCUACCCAUGUUCAGCCAGAUGACAUUGGUGCCCAUAUGAAUGUAGGAAGAACUUAUAAAAAUUUAAAUAGAACCAAAGAAGCUGAAGAAUCUUACAUGAUGGCUAAAUCACUGAUGCCUCAAAUUAUUCCUGGUAAAAAAUAUGCAGCCAGAAUUGCCCCUAACCACCUAAAUGUUUAUAUCAAUCUGGCUAACCUGAUCCGAGCAAAUGAGUCCCGACUGGAAGAAGCAGAUCAGCUGUACCGUCAAGCAAUAAGCAUGAGGCCCGACUUCAAGCAGGCUUACAUUAGCAGAGGGGAAUUGCUUUUAAAAAUGAAUAAACCUCUUAAAGCAAAGGAAGCAUACCUUAAAGCACUAGAGCUGGACAGAAAUAACGCAGAUCUUUGGUACAACUUGGCAAUUGUAUUUAUUGAACUUAAAGAACCAAAUGAAGCUCUAAAAAACUUUAAUCGUGCUCUAGAACUAAAUCCAAAGCAUAAACUAGCGUUAUUCAACUCUGCGAUAUUAAUGCAAGAAUCAGGUGAGGUUAAACUCAGACCUGAAGCUAGAAAACGACUUCUAAGCUACAUAAAUGAAGAGCCACUGGAUGCUAAUGGCUAUUUCAAUUUGGGAAUGCUUGCCAUGGAUGACAAAAAGGACAAUGAAGCAGAGAUUUGGAUGAAGAAAGCCAUAAAGUUACAAGCUGACUUCCGAAGUGCUUUGUUUAAUCUAGCUCUCCUGUAUUCCCAGACUGCAAAGGAAUUAAAGGCUUUGCCAAUUUUGGAAGAGUUACUCAGAUACUACCCUGAUCAUAUCAAGGGCCUCAUUUUAAAAGGAGACAUUCUGAUGAAUCAAAAGAAAGAUAUACUAGGAGCAAAAAAGUGUUUUGAAAAGAUUUUGGAGAUGGAUCCAAGCAAUGUGCAAGGAAAACACAAUCUUUGCGUUGUUUAUUUUGAGGAAAAAGACUUAUUAAAAGCUGAAAGAUGCCUUGUUGAAACAUUGGCAUUAGCACCACAUGAAGAAUAUAUUCAGCGUCAUUUGAAUAUAGUCAGGGAUAAGAUUUCCUCAUCUGGUUUUGUAGAACAGCCAAUGCUCCCAACCAGUAAGACUUCAGGUGUAGAAGGAGACAAAAUUCCAGCUGAAAGUGUAAAAGAAAUCAGAGAUGAAUCCAGACAAACACAAAUAGUAAAAACAAGUGAUAAUAAAAGUCCAUCUAAAUCCAACAAACAAUUAGGAAAAAAUAGAGACAAAGAGACCCCUCACAAAACAGCAAAAGACAUCAAAGAAAUUGAGAAGAAAAGAGUUGCUGCUUUAAAAAGACUAGAAGAGAUUGAGCGUAUUUUAAAUGGUGAAUAGCAUUAAUAUUUAUCAUGUGACAAUGGUAUCAAAGAACAUCAAUCUAUCACGUGAUUGCUUCUGCUGGGAGCUUUGAAAAAAAAGUUCAAGGGUUCCUAAUGGUCAAUCAUGAGCUGCCUUGAAGUAGGAUCAAAGUAAGAUUUUCAUUAAAGACUUGUAUUAUCCCAGGAUGUAUAUCAUAUGACAUAUGGCUGUUUACAAAGUUUGGGUGAAUAUAGCAGAAAUAUUACAGUGAAAGUGACAAAUUUACACUUCUUAUUAUAGAAAGAAGGUGUUUCUGGCAGUGUAAUCUUUACUGCUCUCAAUUAAAAAUAAUUUGAUGCCUGAAUGAUAAUCCCUUGAGG
Saimiri boliviensis boliviensis (Bolivian squirrel monkey) is the source of this 3312-nucleotide messenger RNA. It is a transcript of the gene TMTC3, whose product is annotated as transmembrane O-mannosyltransferase targeting cadherins 3. Gene Ontology annotation, molecular function: protein binding; mannosyltransferase activity. Gene Ontology annotation, cellular component: endoplasmic reticulum. The record is from RefSeq and is a predicted model, not a curated record. Lineage: Eukaryota; Metazoa; Chordata; Mammalia; Primates; Cebidae. Gene Ontology annotation, biological process: protein O-linked glycosylation via mannose.